UUCUUUUUAAGGAUGCCUCUGUAAAUUGCGAGUUCUCUUGGUGGGUACGGCUAUAUGAUCAAGCAAUUUAUUAAGUUCUAUAUCUCGAAAUCACGUGAUUUUUGUUAUGGUGGCCAAUUUGGUAAUUGUGCUGGAAUCCUUAACGCGAGCGAAUGCUGUUUGUUCCACAGAUUCAAAGAACUGUUUGAUAUGAGUGAACCACCUCAGAAGAAAAGAAAAACCAUCUUAGAUUUUUUCCGCAGAAAAGAAAAAGGUAAAAAAGAGACAGGUACAAACAUGGAGGAUAAGAAGCCACCUGCUCAAACUCACAGUACAUCCCAAUCUGUCACCUCAGAGUCUGGGAAAAACAAGGCCACCUUGUCUGAUAAAAGUUCUACUGGAUUCAGUAAUAGUGACACAGAUCAUUUAAGUAGUAUCAAGAAAGCCCAGACUCCUGUUGGCCCCCUAAGCACACCAGUUACGGCAGCAUCAAAAGCUGGAACCUUGGAUGCAGGCACCUCAAUAGCGGCAACAUCAAAAGCUGGAACCUUGGAUGCAGGCACCUCAAUAGCCGGGACCUCUGUGUUAGGAGGAACCUCAGUUAAACCUGGCACCAAUCGGUCAGACUCCCAGACCAGUGACUACAGCGAUGGAGACCCUACACAGGAGUACUCCCCAGAUCUGUUUGAUUCAGAACCAAAUGAGACAGAUCCUGAUAUACCUGACCACAAACCGAGUCAGAAAAGGGACAGUAGUUUAUGGAAGGGGAAGUCGCUAGCCAGCUUGAACAGAAAACCUGACUGCAUGAAUCCUCUGCCUGCACUGAGAACCCAUGCAGACCACGUAGUCUUGUUUAAAGUCCCUUACAACUACAAUACUAAGUACCCACCAAAACCACAUCCAGACCAGUAUGUAGAUAAAUGGGACAGUUAUCAUGUACGAAUGCCUUGCUCAAACCAGAGUGAAUUUCCAUGGAACAAUAAGAUAAGAAGGAGGUGGGAAAUAAUAGAGAAUGCCUUGAGGAGACCAAUACCUGGACCAAUGGAAUUAUCAGAAUCUAUCUGUAAAUACAACACGAGGCUGUCUGAGAAGAACUUCCAAAUGCUGUAUCACUUCUGUUUAGAUGAAAUGGAAAAUUCAGAAAGGAGACACUUUUUUGAAGACAUCUUACCAAAAAUGAUAAAGCUGGCUCUUAACUUACCAAAUCUGAUCACUCAGCCCAUUCCUUUACUAAAGAGAGAGAAAAAUAAAAGCAUUACCAUGUCUCAGGAACAAAUUGCAUGUCUGCUGGCCAAUGCAUUUUUCUGCACUUUUCCAAGAAGAAAUGCACGUGGAAAAUCAUCUGAAUAUUUCAAUUAUCCAACAAUCAAUUUUAGCAGUUUGUACGAUGGAAAUCCUCAUUACCAAACAUUAAAAUUAGAGAAGUUGAAGUGUAUCUUCCAUUACUUUAAAAGAGUAACCACAAAGAUGCCGACAGGAGUAGUGACCUUCAAGCGACAGUGUGUGGAACAUUUCCCAAAAUGGCAAAGUCUGGAGACAAAACUAACUGACAUCCAUGUGUCAGCAGAGGGAACCAUUGAAGACGAUGGAGAUGGACUCUUACAGGUUGACUUUGCCAACAAGUACAUGGGGGGAGGAGUGCUAGGUAUGGGGGCGGUACAGGAGGAGAUCCGAUUCCUUAUAUGUCCAGAGAUGAUCGUAACACGACUUUUUACAGAAUGUCUGGAAAAAAAUGAAAGUAUUCUGAUGAUGGGUUGUGAAAGAUUCAGUAACUAUACAGGAUAUGCGGGAAAAUUUAAAUGGUCCAGUGAUUUUGUGGAUAAAACAGUUAGGGAUGACUGGGGACGAUUGUGCACUGAUGUUGUAGCUAUAGAUGCCUUGAUAAUCAGAGAACACAGUCACCAAUUCAAGAUUGGCUCAGUCAUCAGAGAACUCAAUAAAGCAUAUAGUGGAUUUCAUGCACCCAGUCUCCGUGUCCCCCUUCCUGCAGUCUGCACAGGAAACUGGGGGUGUGGAGCUUUUGGGGGAGACAAAAGACUAAAAGCCCUGAUUCAAUUGAUGGCUGCUACCAUGGCCAAGAGAGAAGUUUGCUAUUACACAUUUGAUGACAAGUUGUUACGAGAUGAAUUGCAUGAUAUACAUACAUACCUCACAAAAACCAACAUUCUAGCAAUUGGAAAUAUCAUGACACUGAUUGAACAAUAUGGUAAGAAGAUUGCCGAGUCAAAAAAGACAAAGAAAUCAAUGAACCUGUUUCAGUACAUACCGCGAGUGUUUGACGGAACUCUCGAGAAUACAGACAGUGAACCAGACAGCCCGGCCGUUCAGCAGUCUGACAGUCUGGAAAUGCAAUAUGAACAUUGUAUGGCUGAUGAAGUCAUGAAGGAUGAACAGGCCAAUCAAGCUGGAAGUUCCAAAUUACAGAAAUCCGAAUCAAUUGACUAUAAAGCCAAUACUCCCUGACCUGGAAUUCUAACUUAUUUGUCAUACAUGAAGUAUAUGUGAAGUUACUCCUCUAUAAAUGAGACUACAAAGCAGACCUAUAAUUUUGCUGUAGUUGUAGACUUAGAUUAACUUCUUUUAUGAGGGCAGCAGUACUGAUUAAACCAUAGCCUAUGAAAACAAGCUCAUAGGAACCAGUUAAAUUAAAUACACUGUACUUUAGGUCAGGUAGAAUUAAUCUUUAGAUUCUCAUCUCCUGGAAUAAAAAUUUAAUUAAAAUAACAAAAAGUAUGUUAAAAUUUUGAGCAUUGUAUAAAAAGAAUAUCCAAACACCUUAGGUUGGGAAUCAAAAAAAUUAUUUUCUGUGGCCUUAAAAUUUGUUGUGUCCAAAAUGCACACUGUUUAAUUCAACAUCUUGGAAAAAUGAAUAUACAUGUAUUUAAAUGCUUUGAUAUAUUUUUUGCUUUAUUUAUUUUUUUCUAUUUAAUUACACAUAAUAUGAAUUAACUGCAUUAAGAUUUUUUUCUUAAUGUUUUCACAAUACACCGAAAGGUAUAUUCAAGAAUUUGCCUUUUUAGCUCACCUCAAGAAACUUUAGGGGAGCUUUUGUAAUACCCUUAGCAUCAGUGCCCCAGGUUAAAGUUUUUGGAGCAGAUUUCAAGUACUUCUAUGCCCUAUAUUAAUCUGGGAUGCGUGAAAGAUGCUUCUAGUAUGUUUUAUUAUACAGUAAAACUCGAUUAGUACGAACACGGAUAUAGCGAAUUCACAGAUAUAGAGUAUUUUUGAAUUCCCAGCGAAAUUCUUAAUAAAUCCUAGGAAAAUUUUAUGGUUAUAGCGAACUCUGAUAUAAAGAAUUUAAGGAUAUAACAAACUGAUUUUCUGUCCCGUAGAGGUUAAAAAUAAUGAAAAUUACAUCUUUUAUAACAAAUUUUCAAUAUCUUAAACUUCAAAAUAUUAAACUGACAUUACUUUUUAUAAGUAUUUAGAUUUAAAAUUUUAUUCCUCAGAAAUAUUUAGUACCCCAAGUAAAAUUUUUGUAUUUAAUACCUCCCAGAACAUAUUUGGUAGUCAUACUUGAAGGAAAAGAUGCAUAUUGCAAAUUCAUUAAGUACUUUAACAAAUUCAUUAUAUUGAUAUAAUGAAUUGUGGAUAUAACAAAGUAAAUUCACAGGUCCCUAGAACUUCGCUAUAACUGAGUUUUACUGUACCAGUCAAGGUUUCAAAUGCUGCAAUUUCAGCUAAAAAAUGACCAGGUUUAUGUUUUGGAGCAGGAUAAAAGUUUUCAAAGUUUUUGGAGCAGGUCCAUGUCCAAAAAACUUUAAGGCCUACCUGAACCAAACUUGCAUAGAAGAUGCAUCAAGGGAUGCACACUACCAGAGUUGCUUCAGAUGCUGGAUUUGACCUACAUUUUCCAUAUGAGUGACCAGGCAGAAAUUUUUGGAGCAGGUCCAUUACCAAGAAACUAUCGGGCCUAUCUGAACCAAACGUGCAAGGAUGAUGUAUCAAGGGAUGAAUACUCUCAAACUUGCUUCAGAUGCUGAAUUUGACAACAUUUUCUGAGUAACUAGUCUAAAGUUAGAUAUUAAGUCCAUUCCCAAGUAACUGGAAGCCCUAUCGGACCAAAAUUGCAUAAAUGUUGCAUCUAGGGAUGCACACUACUAGAUUAUUAGUUUAGAUUGGGACUUUGCCUUACUUAAAGACAACAUUUGUCGAGGUGAGCUCUGUAAUCUCUGAUUACCUAUGUUUUGCAACAUGAAAUAGAAAAUAAAGAGUGUAUUUUUUCGCCACCUAAUGUUAUUUUCAUGAAUAACUGAAAUGUCAUUAAAUUCUGGAAAUGAU
Molecule: messenger RNA, 4260 nt
Organism: Saccostrea echinata
Lineage: Eukaryota; Metazoa; Mollusca; Bivalvia; Ostreida; Ostreidae
Product: poly(ADP-ribose) glycohydrolase-like
Exons: 20
Coding region: 55-2442 (795 amino acids)
Biological process (GO): carbohydrate metabolic process; nucleotide-sugar metabolic process; ATP generation from poly-ADP-D-ribose
Cellular component (GO): cytoplasm; nucleus
Molecular function (GO): poly(ADP-ribose) glycohydrolase activity
Source: RefSeq, a predicted model, not a curated record